This is a messenger RNA of Antrostomus carolinensis (chuck-will's-widow), 2636 nucleotides long. RefSeq names its product cell division cycle 27 (gene CDC27). Bases 19 to 1323 code for a protein of 434 amino acids. Gene Ontology annotation, cellular component: anaphase-promoting complex; cytoplasm. The transcript has 9 exons. Gene Ontology annotation, biological process: cell division; metaphase/anaphase transition of mitotic cell cycle; anaphase-promoting complex-dependent catabolic process. Gene Ontology annotation, molecular function: protein binding. Lineage: Eukaryota; Metazoa; Chordata; Aves; Caprimulgiformes; Caprimulgidae. The record is from RefSeq and is a predicted model, not a curated record.
AAUAGCAAAAAAUUAAAAAUGAAGUUUCCACCUAAGAUUCCAAACAGAAAAACAAAAAGUAAAACAAAUAAGGGAGGAAUAACUCAACCAAACUUAAAUGACAGUUUGGAAAUUACCAAACUGGACUCUUCCAUCAUUUCAGAAGGGAAAAUUUCCACUGUCGUGCCACAGAUCCAGGCUUUUACGCUACAGAAGGCAGCAGCAGGUUUGAUGAGCCUUCUCCGUGACAUGGGGAAAGGUUAUUUAGCCUUGUGUUCAUACAACUGCAAAGAAGCGAUAAAUAUUUUAAGCCAUUUACCAUCCCACCACUACAACACUGGCUGGGUGCUGUGCCAAAUUGGGAGAGCUUACUUCGAACUUGCAGAAUAUAUGCAGGCCGAAAGAAUAUUUUCAGAAGUAAGGAGGAUUGAAAACUACAGAGUAGAAGGCAUGGAGAUCUAUUCCACUACGCUGUGGCAUCUGCAGAAAGAUGUUGCUCUCUCAGUUCUUUCAAAGGAUUUGACAGACAUGGAUAAAAAUUCACCUGAGGCAUGGUGUGCUGCAGGCAACUGUUUCAGCUUGCAACGAGAGCAUGACAUUGCAAUCAAGUUCUUCCAGAGAGCCAUUCAAGUUGAUCCAAACUAUGCUUAUGCCUACACCCUGUUGGGACAUGAAUUUGUGUUAACAGAAGAAUUAGACAAAGCAUUAGCUUGUUUUAGAAAUGCAAUCAGAGUCAAUCCUAGACACUAUAAUGCAUGGUAUGGAUUGGGAAUGAUUUAUUACAAACAGGAAAAAUUCAGUCUAGCAGAAAUGCAUUUCCAGAAAGCACUUGAUAUCAAUCCUCAGAGCUCAGUCUUACUGUGUCACAUUGGAGUAGUCCAGCAUGCACUGAAAAAAUCUGAAAAGGCUUUGGAUACUUUAAAUAAAGCUAUUAAUAUUGACCCCAAGAACCCGCUAUGCAAAUUCCAUAGAGCUUCUGUAUUAUUUGCAAAUGAAAAGUACAAGUCUGCUUUACAAGAACUUGAAGAACUGAAACAGAUUGUUCCCAAAGAGUCUCUUGUUUACUUUUUAAUAGGAAAGGUUUAUAAAAAACUGGGUCAAACACAUCUGGCCCUAAUGAAUUUCUCAUGGGCAAUGGACUUAGAUCCCAAAGGAGCCAAUAACCAGAUUAAAGAGGCCAUUGAUAAACGUUACCUUCCAGAUGAUGAGGAGCCAAUUACUCAAGAAGAGCAAAUCAGUGAAUGUUACCCCUAUGAAUCAGUUGGAACAGACGAAUCCCAAGAGAGCAGCAUGACAGAUGCAGAUGACACGCAGCUCCACGCAGUUGAAAGUGAUGAAUUUUAACCUCUAAAAGCCAGUAUCUGAGCUUGAGUGUGUGACUGGUACUGUUGUGUUCUCCCCUUCCUUCGCAUCCUGGGUCUUCACAUCACUGAGCCAGCAUUGUCAUUAUUCUCCACUGACACCACGAGUACACCUCUCAGACCUAAACUGUACGCAGAGUUAAUGGCAGUGCAAUAUUCAGCUGCUACUGAGUCUGACUAGUUGGCUCUUACACAUUUAUGAAAGUGACUGAGGAGGAAAUGCUGUUUUUUUGUACUCCCCUUUGCUGGAAAAAUAUCAUGGAAGAAAGACUUGUGGUUUGCUGUAACGAAGCCAGUAGAUGUGGGGAUAGUACUAAUGAAGCAGUGUCUUGUUCUAUUUUUAUUUUUUUUCCAGAAAUGUGUCUUAGUUUGGUUCUUUCUUGGUAAAGCAGAGUGCUGAACCUCAUUUCCAAGUUCAUCAAGGACAGUGUUGACAAAUGCAGGCUGUUAAAAGACUUUUGCAUAUUGUAGUGUAACUUAAAUACCAGGGAAUGUGAAUGACCUUAAAGCUGCAGUGUCUCCAGUGAACAAACACGAUGCACAUGCUCAGGACUAGGAGUGUGUUGGACAGCGUAAAAUAUCCCCUGUCCCUACUUAGAGUGCAAACUUGCAGGAGUGGAAACGUAGCAGGAGAAUCACAUUGCAGAAUCAAAGCUUUCAUUAAAUGCUUUCAUCUUCUAACCAAGAAUUAAUUUAUUCACCUAGUUUCUGAAAGGUCAGUGUUUACUUUGUACUUUAAAGAGACAAGUCAGCACCAUCUUGUUUUAUUUUUCAUAUACCCCUUGACUUGUUCUUCCCCUUUUAAGAAUAAAAAACUAAUAAAGGGCAAAAUCAAGAGAGAAAUGUAGAUACAACUGUAAUGUGAAAACAUCAGACCCUUAAUCCAGAGUGACUGUGUGUUUCUAAGCUGAUAGACUGGGAAGACCGAGGAAGCCUUAAUACAAUCAGAACCUUACAGUCAAACGCAUCAAUUGUCUAAGAUUAGUGUUAUUUUUAGAACUGUUUUGUAAAGUGUGGUCCAAGCAGGAUGCAAAAAUGUGCAAUUAUCUGUCUUUCACUUUUUUUUUUAAACUGUUCUUUAAGAUUCUCACUCUAGGAACACUUUCGUCUUCUACAGAGCCUGCUUCUGUGAGAAGAAAGCUACGCCACUUAAUGAGUCCAAAACUAGCUUUGUAGCCUUCUGCUGCAACAAUUGGUGCCCUUUGUGCAGUGAUGAUAAAGUGUAUGAUAUGAGCAGUUUUAAAGAGCAAUUUAUGCAUAAUAAAUUGGGAAUGAUAUAAAUUUCAUAGCAACAUA